AUAAGUAAAGGAGAUGUGAGCAGACAGGCACAACUCCAACAACUCCACCAAACGCACUGUUACACCUCGUCGGCUCCACUCCUUAGCACCACUCCGCUGUAAGCAUCCUCCCUUUUGGACGAGAAGGCAUUUUGCGGCGCUGCGUCGGAGCUUCAUGGCCGCGACACUCGCGAUGAGCGGCGGCGGGCAGGAGGAUCCCUUCUAUCCGCUGCAGAAGGCGACUCUGCCCGCCGGAUUUCCCCUGGAGGACUCGGCGUUGUUCGGCUUGGACUGCAAGAUCACAGACACAGACAAGGCUGGACAAAAUGACUACACGCAGGCGAAGUGUGAGAUGGACAGGUAUCUCUCCCCUCAGUCUCUUCCUCUCCCAGCUCAUGCAGACAGCCAGCAGAAGUCCCAGAGAGACAGCACGCUGGAUCAGUUCUUCACUGGCGAUCACGCUGGGGCUCCCUACACCCUCAACAUGAAUCUUUACCUCCCUGACGCUGCCUACGUGAGGAUGGGUUUAUGUCAGCAGGUGCGCCCCCCUCAGCACCAGAACCAAACAGGUCUCACCCAGAUCAAAACAGAAUCGGUCUCCCCGUGUUUCUCCCCCAACAUCCAGCUGCACUGCCCCAACACGACACCCACCAGUAGCUGCAGCACAUCUGGACAUGGCCCUGGCACUAUUGCCAUGGAAACCUCAGCCAUAAACAUGACGUUAACAGGGUUACCAGACUUCACUAGUGUUUUUAACCAGUCGGGAGGCAGCCGCGGAGAAGAAUCAGUGCCAGAAGUGUUCAUCAAACAGGAAAUGUCAUCUCAGUUUGAUCAGCAUGCUCUCCACCACCAUGACAACAGCGGCUCGCUGUUUCAGCUACUAAACUCCGGCUUGGACCAUCACCAUGGCAAUGGUAUGGAGCCGCAGCAUCAGCAUCAUCAUCAGCAGAUACAACACACUUCCACUUCCACAAUCCACACACCUUUCCAUGAUUUGCCCGUAGCCUCUUCUGCAUCUCAACAAGAGCAGACCGCUAAGCCUUCCUACUGCGGCAUGGGCGGCAGGGCGUACACACAUCCUCAUGCUCAGGCGCAUCCCCAUUUCCUCCAGCAGCAGGUGCCCUACCUUCCGCCCUCUCCGCCAAGCUCGGAGCCCGGCAGCCCUGACAGGCAGAAGGAGCUGCUGCACACCAUGUCUCCUCCGCCCUCAUAUGCAGCCACCAUCGCAUCCAAGUUGGCAGGUAGCACCCCUGGACUCGGACCCGGCCCGGGACCAGGCAGCUUAGCUUUGCCGCUCACUACAGGUCCCACGCCAGUCCCGGGCCAAGCAGCAGGCCUUCCCCAAGCACCUGCAACAACCCCAGCACCAACCCCAGCUCAGACCACCGUGCCUGCCCGCUACAACCGGAGGAACAACCCCGACUUAGAGAAACGACGGAUCCACCACUGUGAUUACCCAGGCUGCAAGAAGGUCUACACCAAGUCGUCCCAUCUGAAAGCCCACCUCAGGACUCACACGGGUGAGAAGCCGUACAGGUGCACGUGGGACAGCUGUGACUGGCGUUUUGCUCGAUCUGAUGAGCUGACACGUCAUUUCCGGAAGCACACGGGCGCCAAACCCUUCCAGUGCGCCGUCUGCUCGCGCUCCUUCUCCCGAUCCGACCACCUCGCCCUGCACAUGAAGAGACACCAGAACUAGCAGCGUUUGCACACACAAACACUACAAAUACACAAGCACUAUCUUGACACACAUAAAGCACUCACUCCAUCUCCCACAACAACGUUACAAGCUGCCUGACGACACCACAGCUGCUCCUGGUGCUGCUAUCCGGUACGAUAGCCUAACAAACGUGUUGCUCUUAACUCAGAGUGGGACAUCUCGGAGGUUGUAAAGUACAAAAGAUAACGGCCAGAUGAAGUUUCUGGUCUCUUAACCUCCGCGUAUAAAUUUCUUUGGAUGAAUACAAAGAAGAAAAAUAACAAAAAGAAAAAUGGUAGCUCCAAAAUGUGUCUCCAGUCCAUUUGGACUAUUUUGUGCGACUGGAAUGAAAGCACUUACAACUCAAAACUUGUACAUCUUUUAUUUCUGUCCUAACAUAGAACAGGCUUCAUCUUUUUCUUUUUAUAAAGGAGAAGCUGUUGUUUGCAAAACUAGUCAAGCCAAAUCUUUGUUUACUCCUUGGUUUGUUAGUUUGUUCAUAUAACUGGAAUAUCCAGGUUUGAUUUUUUUUUUUUUUUACCAAAUCCUUCGGUUUGCACUAAUUGGUAAUCUUCGUCUACAUCUCAUUCACCACUGGAACAAUCAUUAUCACCACUGGACUGAAUCUCUGUGAACGCUACACAAAUCAUUGCUGUUCAGAUAUUAAAAAUUGAAGGCAUUUAUACUCUGGAGAGAGGAGAGAUCGUGCGGGGGAAAAAUGAGGGAGGGGUGGAGAUGAAGAGAUAGAAAGAUUUUUGUUUUUAGAGAGAGAGGAGAGACGGAGAAACAGAGGAAGGUGGAUGGUUGCUAAAGAGCAGCAAUUAGGUGAUGAAUUAUUUAUGUCGUCUUUUCCAACCAGAGAAAUGUAACCCGUAGACAUAUACCAGAAUUCAUCAGUUAAAACAGAUUUGACUGUAUUUGAUGCACAAGCUUGAAUUAAGCGUCGUUAAAAUCCAUUUACUGUACAUCUGUCUCAUCCAGCCUGUUUUAAUCUUUCAGAUGUUUUAACCAAAGUAUCACCUUCAUCGUCGACACCUUAUUAAGUGCCUCCUUCUCUGAUUUUUGUGUUUGUGCUCAGUGGUAGCAGAGCUGUGAUCAAUGUAGACAGUCCUUUUAAACACACAUGGUGCUGUUUAUUUUUAUUUCUUAAUCUAUUGAAAUCUUGAGGAAAAAAAAUCUUUUCAAAAUUACAAGGUUUACCCAUCAUUCAUUGUGAUUUAACAGCUCGGCUCAGGCCACUUCACAGACAUCCUUUUUUUAAAUUGAACCAACAGUCAGUCUUUUCUCUGAGAGUUUUCCCGCUCUGACUCUGUACACAACUAACUUGCGAUUUGGCUCUAUCACUCAAUCGAAACAUGGACGUAUGUUUUGUUUAUAGAAAAGUCACAUUUUUUCAAGUCUUUCUUUAAACUACAUGGCUAUAUAUGUGCAUUGCAAGAGUUAUUGGUUGCUGCAAGUGUCCCUCGAGAGAUAACUGCUUAAAAACAACAAAGAUUUUGUCCCCCAUCUCAUUGAAUCAGUCUAAGAACAGAUCUCGUUACAUCUAAGUCAGUUUGGACAAGAGGAACAACUGCAUCCAUCAAAAACUUUAAUGUAGGGUGAGAUGGAGGAUGAUUAUGAAAAGAUUGUGCCAAAUCUACUCUGAAUUUUGACAUUUCAUAUAGAUUGGGAUUUUACUUUGUUGUAUUAAUGGUUAGGGCAUGUUGCUUCAAUAGUGGGGCAUGACAGCUCAGUUGCCAAAAGGAAAUGUUUCCAUUAUACGUUCAUGCAAACCACAAAUAUGUUUCAUUUGCAUGUUUCAUGCUUGUCAUAUCAAUGUCUCUAAAGUGACAGAAUAUAUAAGCUGACUAUUGCGAUAAGGAGGCAGAGUGGAAGGUGGAUAGUCACCUAGGCGAGACGCCCACUAAGCUUUAGACCACCGUUUGAAACCAUCAACACCAGUUGUUUUUUGGUGACCCACCAUUGUUUUUGGCACAGAAUCUCCUUAUUUUUGGCGGCAAACUGCAGCAUUAUCAGCCAUGUUUGAGCUACUGAAUCUGGGUAUUUUUCACUGAUACAACUCAGAGUUUCCCAGUGGCAUUUGAGCCGCCAGACCUGGGUGUUUUCACCGACCCGUGCCUGCUUUUUCAGUGGCUUCUAUCCAUGUCCAUGUGAUUUUUUUUUUGUGCCUAAAUCUAACCACACCUUCACCACAGCGUUGUUGAGAAAAGUUUCAACGUAUCCACUACAUAUUAAUGUAUAAAUAUAAUGUGUCUGUUUGCAAAAACAUACAAUGCAAACAUUUUUAUGUCAGCUGGGUUGAGAAAGGUUUUCAUUUUUGUGGUAUUGCAACAGAAUUGGCAACUCACCAAUUUAUUUCUCUCAACAAUGUGUUGGUUUAUGCGUCAUCAUCCUGCAAAUGCUGAACUCAGAUCCAAAUAAGUAAAAGUGACUUUGUUCUUAAGGAGGGACAGUUUCUCCCCGUCUUACCCUAUAUAUGCACAAGAGCAUUGAUUCAAAGCAGACUUGAAAAAAUGUGACCCUGUCCUUAAAAAUACUCUCAAAUGUCCGUUUUGAUGUUGUGAUUGAGCCUUCGCCUAUAACUGUAUUUGUUCAUUCACUGCAGGUAGCAUAAAGAUAAUAUAGCACUGUAAUGUAUCAUGGUAAAUCUGACUAUUUAUUUGAUUGUGUAGAAGUGGGGGUUGUAUCAGAUCAACCAUGUUUCUCCCCAGCAAAAAUGCCUUAAUGUAAAUAUAUGCACUGUAAAUAACUAUUGAUUCUUGUUUUUUUGUUUUUUCCUCUUUUGUUAUUAUUUUGUAAACAAAAGGGCAAAAAGAGGAAAAUGCCCUGCAUCCAAAAAUAUUUGAGCCUUUUUGUUUUUCUUUUGGUUUUGUUUUUCUUGUCAAAGAUUUUUUGAUGCCAUUGUUUUAUAUAUUGUCCUUCCAACAACUUAUUUUGUAGAUUUGUUUUCUUCCUAGGUAAACGUUCCAAAGACAAAAGUUGUUUUUUUUCUUCAACUGAGUGAAACCGAUCCUAAUAAAGUCAACUGACACUUUUA
Plectropomus leopardus (leopard coralgrouper) is the source of this 4715-nucleotide messenger RNA. RefSeq names its product Kruppel like factor 5a (gene klf5a). Gene Ontology annotation, molecular function: DNA-binding transcription factor activity, RNA polymerase II-specific; RNA polymerase II cis-regulatory region sequence-specific DNA binding. The record is from RefSeq and is a predicted model, not a curated record. NCBI's taxonomy places the organism in Eukaryota, Metazoa, Chordata, Actinopteri, Perciformes, Serranidae. Gene Ontology annotation, biological process: regulation of transcription by RNA polymerase II.